Molecule: messenger RNA, 908 nt
Organism: Carassius carassius (crucian carp)
Lineage: Eukaryota; Metazoa; Chordata; Actinopteri; Cypriniformes; Cyprinidae
Product: protein FAM135B-like
Exons: 5
Coding region: 336-710 (124 amino acids)
Source: RefSeq, a predicted model, not a curated record
GAGAGGGAGAGAGGGAGAGAGAGUGGGAGGGGGCAUGCAAGUGGCGCAGCAGCACUUAGGCAGAUUGGACAUCAUCUCUGGAGGUGGGAGAACGCAAGCGCACUACCGCAGCACUCAGGAGCUGAAUGAUCACCAUGGCAACAACAGCAUCAGUACCAGCACCAGCAGCAGCAUCAGCUGUGAGCCGCUCAUGCCUGUGUCAACACUGAGACCUGCUCCUGCUAUCAACGCACAUUCCCUCCCUCUCAACUUAAUGACAUAGGAUCAGAGCGGGUGCGCGGAUCACGCCUCCAGGUCGCGCAGCAGCAUCGUCGCACAAGCAGGUGAUGGAAUAGAUGAUGUCGGACGUACAGGGCACUGUGGAGUUCUCACUGGAGCUGCACAAGUUUCACAAUGUGGAUCUCUUCCAGAGAGGCUACUAUCAGGUGAGGGCAGGUCUGCGUGUGUCUCCUCGUAUUCCUCACAGAAUCACUGCCAGAACACCUGGAUACAAAGGCGAGUACAGUUUCAGCAGCGCAGGGGUUCACGAUGGCAGCGUGUUCAGUCGGAUCUUUCAGAUCCUGUACAGGAAUGAAGAGGUGACCCUGGAGGACCGCAUGAACUUCAGAGUGCACCUGCUGCUGGACGGAGAGAGGGUUGAGGAAGCUGUGAGUGAGGUGGACGUCCAGCUCAAACUAGAUCUGCACUUCACUGACAGUGAACAGCAGUGAGUAUCCUGUCAUUUUCUCCCUCUGCAUUAUCACUGCUUGUCUUCAGAAUGGCUCAUACUCUCAUGCUAUUUUUGCGGUAUAUGGUCAGAAUACUCUGCGUAGUAUGUACAUUUUCAGUUUGCAGUGAAUUACGUACUUCUUUACCCAAGUUCUGCUUGUAUAUUAAACACUGAGUACUGUAUCCCACAAUGCAAUGCA